Molecule: messenger RNA, 4972 nt
Organism: Manis pentadactyla (Chinese pangolin)
Lineage: Eukaryota; Metazoa; Chordata; Mammalia; Pholidota; Manidae
Gene: SPRY4
Product: sprouty RTK signaling antagonist 4
Exons: 2
Coding region: 484-1386 (300 amino acids)
Biological process (GO): negative regulation of MAP kinase activity; multicellular organism development; negative regulation of fibroblast growth factor receptor signaling pathway
Cellular component (GO): membrane; cytosol
Source: RefSeq, a predicted model, not a curated record
CUUCGGAUCCGUGUCGGACCGGGUUUCCACCCUUCUACCUCUCCCUCGAUGGUCAGCGCGGGGUCGGCCCGGGACUGUGCAUUUAUGCCCCCUCUCUUCGGCGAGGUGGUUCCUCGCCGUCUGACCUUUGCUCUGCUGCCGCAUUUUAUGCUGUGCAACUGCCCUGCAGUUGCCUUUCCCUUCCUCGGCCUCUGUAGGGCCCGAAAGCCCUUGGGCUCCUUUACCUCCCUGUCCCCGGGCACCUAGCUGUGCCAGACCCCGGGGCCCCCCGGCCGCUCUAGGGCUGUGGUGGGGGCUGAAGGUGCGUUUACAUAACGCCGGGCGUGUGGGAGCUGGAGGAAGAGGUUGCAUGCGUAGGAGAGAUACGGCUCCCGCUUUCCCUCCUUCCUUGGUGGUACCAGCUUGACAUCACCGAGAAGAGAGAAGGAUAGAGACGGGUCCCUAGAAGCCUGUUUCUCGGUGCAGUCCAGGACCUCCAGCCCCAUGGAGCCCCCGAUCCCACAGAGUGUCGUCCCCCUGGCUCCCGGCUCAGUCAUGGUGCAGCCCCUUCUUGACAGCCGCGCGCCGCACAGCCGGCUCCAGCACCCACUCACCAUCCUCCCCAUUGACCAGAUGAAGAUCAGCCACGUGGAGAAUGACUACAUAGACAACCCCGGCCUGGUGCCGCCCGCCGGCCCGAAGCGGCCCCGGGGCGGCGCCGCAGAGCUGGCACCAGUGCCCGCGCGCUGUGAGCAGGACGUGACGCACCACUGGAUCUCCUUCAGCGGGCGCCCCGGCUCCGUGAGCAGCAGCAGUAGCGCUUCCUCCGACCAGCGGCUCCUAGACCACAUGGCGCCGCCGCCCCUGGCCGACCAGGCCUCCCCAAGGGCUGUGCGCGUCCAGCCCAAGGCAGCGCCCUGCAAGGCCCUGGACCUGAAAGGCCCGGCUGUCCCCGCAGAGCUGGACAAGCACUGCUUGCUGUGCGAGGCCUGCGGGAAGUGUAAGUGCAAGGAGUGCGCGUCCCCCCGGACGUUGCCCUCCUGCUGGGUCUGCAACCAGGAGUGCCUGUGCUCGGCGCAGACCCUGGUCAACUACGGCACCUGCAUGUGCCUGGUGCAGGGCAUCUUCUACCACUGCACCAACGAGGACGACGAGGGCUCCUGCGCCGACCACCCCUGCUCCUGCUCCCGCUCAAACUGCUGCGCCCGCUGGUCCAUCAUGGGCGCCCUGUCCCUGGUGCUGCCCUGCCUGCUCUGCUACCUGCCCGCCACCGGCUGCGUGAAGCUGGCCCAGCGUGGCUACGACCGCCUGCGCCGCCCCGGUUGCCGCUGCAAGCACACGAACAGCGUCAUCUGCAAGGCAGCUGCCGGGGACGCCAAGGCCAGCAGACCCGACAAGCCUUUCUGACACUUCGGGUCAAAGGCCCCCUGGGAGCUCCCUGUGGAAACCUGGUUCCCUCUGACAACUGAGAAGACCACAGCGAGGCCAGAGGCUUCAGCCUCCCGAGGCCCACUAGCUCGUCUGCCCGCUCCCCACCUCCAGCUUGGGAAGAAACAGACCACCAUCACCCACCCUCCUUCCCCAAAAGGAUGAAGAAGCACUUUGGGUUUUUCCAAGAGUCCUGGAACUUUGUGUCAAACAGACGGUGGCAAGGGGUGUGGCGUGGCUUGGGGGGAUUUUUCUUUUCCAGAAGACGGAACACAGAUGUGGACCCAUGUCCGCAAGCUGCAGCUGCUUGAAUGCAGCUCCUCCGCCCUCCCCUUCUCCCCGCUCCUCUCCACUCUCUCUGGCUGCCUGGGAGGAACCGUCCACUGGCCAGGGGACCUUUGAAGAGGGCCCUUUGGAGUCUCCACAUCUGUACCUUCAUCUCUUCCCCCCUUCCACCCCAGUUUGCCCCAGCAUCUUGGGGAAGGUGUAGACCCUGGCAAUCCUGUUGUAUAUACUCGGGAACCCCCCCCAAGAACAGGGCGGCCAAUGAAGCCAGGCCUCGUUCUCAGCUUCCCUGGAGCCACUGCACACUGCAUUUCUCCCUUCCUGUUUCGUCACUAACUCUUGGGGGUGUUCCACUCGUAACACCCCCCUUUGGCCCUUACUGAGUCACAGACUCACCUGCCCACUACGGGUCCUGAGUUCUCUCUGCCCGGAUCCUUUCCAGAAACUUGAUGGCUAGAGAGCUGGGGCAGCAAACGCCGAGACCAAAUAUCAUUUUGCCAAUGAGUUUGAGGCUGUGUCUCUGGAUCCUGUCAUUAUGUUUUUAUGGAAUAAUUAAACCAGACGCUAAUGGUGUUUUAAAAAAUAAUAAAACACUCGCUUCCUUUUGGGCCACCCCCAGGAAGGGCUGAUUUCAAAAUCUGGGGGGCAAGAAACCUCAAGGAACGCAGUCCCCUCCCCACCAAGAAGAGGAUUUUAACAGCGACCAAGAGAGGCAGCACCUCCUGUUGGCAGCGGGACUGGAGCCGAGCUGGGCGUGGGUUUCUCUUCCUGUUCUACUGCUUGCUGUCAUCGCCUUUUGUGUGCAGUGAUGCAUCUGUAUCUUUACUGUAAAUAGAAAAAUGAUGAAAAAAGAGUCUAUUUAGUAUUAGGAAGCCCUGGCAGGGGAGUUAGAAGAGGGCCAGGGUGGGCAUUGGGGGGCUUCUUCGAGGGCCCCUGGGGAUUGAGCCCUGCUUCUGCGGGCGCCCCCUUCCGAGAGCCCAAAUACGUAGCAACUCUUUCUCUCAAGGUGCUAAAGGACUCAAAGUGCAGCACGUCCGGUGGGUAGGUACUUGUUGCAUGCAAAAGCUGUAGAGUGUCUGGUCCUUCCUCCCCAGCUGUUGUGCGGGGUUUUGGCUUCGUGUGGUAUUUUGUGUUCCCCCCACCACCACCUCCCACUUAAGAGAAGAAGGGGCCUGGGCUGGAAAAGCUACCCCAGGUGAAAUUAGAGGUGCAUCAGGCAGACCGUUUGCUGCGUUCCCACUUUGUUCUGGAGGAACAGUAGUGCCUCCAGGAAGGAGGCAGGGAGGCUGGUAGCUGUGAUUGGCAUGCACCCAAUGCUUCUCAAGGACCUUUUUUUUUCCUUCUUGAAGAGUAGUAGGAACAUCUUAUGGUUUAGAGUAAGUUAACUGUAACCGUAGGUAUUUAUUGAUUGAGGAAAGGAGGGGAGGGUCUUAUUAUUUUAGGCUUUAUUUAUAUAACAUUUUCUAGCUUGUAAAAGGCGAGUAUGAAAUAUUGCAUCUGCGUUUUCUAAGGCUGAUUCACGUAGCUACCCUUCCCACAGUCGUGAUGGAGGUAUGGAUGUUCUUGCACAAAUCGGAGGGAAAGCUAGAAAAAAACACAUUCAGCCAACCACUUAUUAAUUGAAUGUAUCAGAUAUGUGCUGAAGGGACCAGAGAUGUUUUCUUCAGGAUAGGUGUGCAGAGGUUCCCCCCAAAACAAAAGGGCACGUGUCCACUCUUGGUGGGGCCUCAGAGCCCCUCUCUCAAUGUCUCCAUGGGAAACUUGACCUGGUGGCAAGUUGCACUCGGGUGAUCUUGGUGUUCUACAUGCCCAUUCCGUGGAGAACUGAUUUACAUAAGCUGUGUUAUAUACACACACACCUCUGACUACAUGGACUGACCCUCUAUCUACAGGGGCCCUGUUUCCUGGCAAACAGCCUCCUGAACCCUGACUUUUUGUGUACAUAGUUGUAAACAUGGAUUUUUCUGGGUUUUGGUUUUCUUUCUCUGUUUUCCUCCCCCUGUUCUGGCUUGUUCUUGGUUUGCAUUUAACCUGCUGGACGGAUGUCUGGAGCUCCGGGCCCUUUGCCCAGGGGUGAGGAGGGGAGUGGGGCCGCUUUGGUUCUCCACACUCCCUUCGCGUAGCAAGCCCUCAGCGUGUUUCUCUCAGCUUCUUGGCAAAAAGCAAGGGAACUGGCUUGUCUGUGGACCCUGGGGGCCAGCCAGUCAGGGGUCCCCGAGGGACCAAGCUCUCAGAAACAACACAUUUCUGUGGCUGCUUCUGGCUGAUUGUGUUUCCUGUCCCCAGUGGCUUGCGUGGCUGGAUUAUGCCCUGUCCCGACCUUUCUUGAGAAGAGCCGGCUGGUUCCCACUUCUGUCCCGCCGCAUGGCGGGUGGUGGUGCUGCCUGGAACUAGAGGUUGGGUCCCCAAGCCUGGGUGCAGCACAUGUGUCCAGGGGGCCUUAGCUGCUCCCCUUGUAAGGGUGGGGAUGUGCAAGCCCAACACUCUAGUAGGCACCCUGGGGACUGGGUCUAGGCUAGAGAAGCCCUCCCAGGUAGGUGGCGGGGCACCACCAAGGUUUCUUACAGUCCUUGGCUGGAAGGAGGUGAAGACCACUCCUGGUGUUGAUACAAUCCCCUUCAGUGCUGACAGAGAUGAAGACCUUCAUGGCACAUGGUCUGGUUCAGCAUUUGGAGUCUCAUGGGUCCCCGUGCACAUUGAGUGACACCCAGUUAGCUAAUGACUUGUCCAAGGUGUCACAAUGUGGAGAGUGUUAGUUGGGACCAGCACCCAGAUUUCAUCUCGAAGUUUCUUCUCCUGUGCUGCCCCAGGAGAUGUCCAGUGGCAUGUGGGUGGCACGGCCUUGCGCUGUGCCGUCCACUGGGGCAUCCACACGCCUCAGCGGCUGCAGCUCAUGCCUUCAGUGAGCACUGUCCUGAGAGGGCUGACGACAAAUCUUGCACCGCCAGUUUCCACUGUGGGGUCCUCCCAUGGUGUCUUCUCUUGUUUUCUCUUCUCACUGCCCCACAGUUUGGUUUUCGUGUUGCAAACAGAAGAGCUGUUUUAAGGUUCCCUCCGUACUUCAUUUUCCCUCCUCACUAUAGCCCCUUCUUGUCCCACAACAAAAGUUACACAGAAGGUUUCCUUUGUAUAGAAUAUUUAUUUUGAAGCUCUAUUUUAAUAGUAUUUAUUUUAGAAAGUCUACUAUUGUAAGAGUUCUUCUGUUUGUGAAGAAAAAAACAAGUUAAAAACUGAAUGUACUGAUCUAGAAAAUAUAUAUAAAUAUAUAUUGUUAAAUAUA